Molecule: messenger RNA, 2772 nt
Organism: Loxodonta africana (African savanna elephant)
Lineage: Eukaryota; Metazoa; Chordata; Mammalia; Proboscidea; Elephantidae
Gene: TSLIG3A
Product: family with sequence similarity 98 member A
Exons: 8
Coding region: 98-1645 (515 amino acids)
Cellular component (GO): tRNA-splicing ligase complex
Source: RefSeq, a predicted model, not a curated record
GCGGUGGAAGUUCCGGGGAGACAGCGCAUGCGCAAGUGUACGCGUUGCCGGCGAAGUGGGGAGCUUGACGACUCGGAAAUUUGAAUAGCACUGUAGCAUGGAGUGUGACCUCAUGGAGACUGACAUCUUGGAGUCGUUGGAAGAUCUAGGUUACAAGGGUCCGUUGUUAGAUGAUGGUGCGCUGUCUCAGGCCGUCUCUGGUGGAGCCAGUUGCCCGGAAUUUACCAAACUCUGUGCUUGGCUGGUGUCUGAAUUAAGAAUGCUCUGUAAACUAGAGGAAAAUGUGCAAGCAACUAACAGCCCGAAUGAAGCUGAAGAAUUCCAGCUUGAGGUGAGUGGGCUUCUAGGGGAAAUGAACUGUCCGUAUCUUUCACUGACAUCAGGGGAUGUGACCAAGCGCCUUCUUGUCCAGAAGAACUGCCUCCUUUUGCUCACAUACCUCAUCUCAGAACUAGAAGCUGCCAGAAUGCUCUGUGUGAAUGCUCCUCCAAAAAAAGCUCAAGAAGGAGGCGGUAGUGAGGUCUUUCAAGAGUUGAAAGGCAUAUGUAUUGCUCUAGGAAUGUCCAAACCUCCAGCCAAUAUAACUAUGUUCCAAUUCUUCAGCGGGAUUGAAAAAAAAUUAAAGGAGACAUUAGCAAAAGUUCCUCCUAAUCAUGUGGGAAAGCCUUUACUGAAGAAGCCAAUGGGACCAGCCCACUGGGAAAAGAUUGAAGCAAUUAACCAAGCCAUAGCCAAUGAAUAUGAAGUUCGGAGAAAGCUGCUAAUAAAACGUUUGGAUGUCACUGUGCAGUCCUUUGGCUGGUCUGACAGAGCUAAGAGUCAGACAGAAAAAUUAGCAAAAGUUUACCAGCCGAAACGCUCAGUCUUAUCUCCUAAAAGUACUAUUUCUGUUGCCCAUCUUUUGGCUGCAAGACAAGACUUGUCAAAGAUUUUAAGAACAAGCAGUGGCUCUAUUAGAGAAAAGACUGCCUGUGCCAUCAAUAAGGUGUUGAUGGGCAGGGUGCCUGACAGAGGUGGUAGACCCAAUGAAAUUGAACCUCCACCCCCAGAGAUGCCACCAUGGCAGAAAAGGCAAGAUGGCCCUCAGCAGCAAACAGGAGGCCGAGGAGGGAGAGGUGGUUAUGAACAUUCCUCAUAUGGAGGACGAGGCAGUCAUGAACAAGGAGUAGGGAGAGGUGGACGUGGUGGCUAUGACCACGGUGGUCGAGGGGGAGGAAGAGGAAAUAAGCAUCAAGGAGGCUGGACAGAUGGGGCGAGUGGAGGAGGAGGUGGCUACCAAGAUGGUGGUUAUCGAGAUUCGGGUUUCCAGUCCAGUGGCUAUCAUGGUGGCCACAGUGGUGGCUAUCAAGGCGGUGGUUAUGGUGGCUUCCAAACAUCUUCGUAUACAGGAAGUGGAUACCAGGGUGGUGGAUACCAGCAGGACAAUAGAUACCAAGAUGGUGGGCACCAAGUUGAUCGAGGCAGUAGUCGUGGAGGUAGAGGUGGUCGUGGAGGGCGAGGUGGUCGCGGAGGCCAGGGAGGAGGUUGGGGAGGAAGGGGGAGCCAGAAUUAUCACCAAGGGGGUCAAUUUGAACAGCAUUUCCAGCAUGGAGGUUACCAGUAUAAUCAUUCUGGAUUUGGACAGGGAAGACAUUAUACUAGUUGAGGCUACAGAGUUUUGUAUUUUGCUAGAGCUCAAGUAAUAGAAACUUAGUUUCAGAACCCUGAACCCAGAAUCUAUUUUGAAUUAAUGUGAGACCGCAGGUGGCAGGCAGAUUCCUGUGUAGCAUAAGCAUUUGUAGGUCAUCAUUCAGUUCUGUCAGUUUUUUUAAUGGCUUACAUAAUGCUGUUUAUUUGAGAAACACAUACAGCAUCUCUCCUUUGUAUAAAGAAUUUUUUAAAAGGUGGUAAAAGUUGCCUUUAAUCUUUGACCAGUAGACUAAUUCCACAAUCAGAAAAUGCUACUUUUUUUGAAGAAAUUACUUGGAUAAGUAGCUCUCCUGUUUUAAAUAUGCAGUUUUGAAAAUGAGGAUUUUCCUAGAUUUUUUUAGAUCUACAGCUAGGAAAAAAAGAAGCCUUCCUAAUAUUAACAAUCCAUUUGUAUGUAUUUUGCCUGAAGUAUUCUAAUGCCUAUUUUCCAAGCACAGUUCUGCCCCGGGCUGGGUUUUAUUCUGAGGUUUUGCCACAUCUUCAUGAUAGGACUUUUAGGUCUGUUCCUAUUAAAUGAGCUCUUCUGCAGAUAGCACACUCAGUAGCCUUAUCCUCUUGAUGGAAUACUGUAUCUUAUGCUCAACUCUGAAAACCUUGAACACGGCCAGAACCGUGAAGAUUAUACAGGCAAACCAUGUUGUGAAACUAUAGUCCAUGUAGGCAUCUAGUUAAGUAUAGCAAUUCAAACUGACCUGCAUCCUUCCAAAACAAGUUCUUUCUUCAACCUUGUUUUUACUUGAAAUCUGCUAGAAGAAACAGCAAGCUGAAUUUUGUUUUAUGCACGAGUUAAUACCACUGGCUCAGCAAAUACAAGUUAUUUUGCUUUGGGCAGGAGACUCUUUUUGUAAUGAAAGAAAUGCACUACCAAGUAAGAAGACGGAUUUUUGCCUAGUGCAGGAGGCCCUUUAUUAUUGCUGCAGAAAACAAAAGCCUGGCUGAGUUGAUGUUUUACAUUCUCCUUUACUGAAAUCUUCAUGACGCUUCUUGCUGGGUUUUUGUAUACGUAAACAUUGUCAAGCUGUGAAAGAAAUGGCUGGAGGUGUGCUUUGUGUGAAAGGUGAGCAAUAAAGUAUCUGUACGUUC